Messenger RNA from Didymella exigua CBS 183.55, 1272 nucleotides. RefSeq names its product Cloroperoxidase. Bases 1 to 1272 code for a protein of 423 amino acids. Lineage: Eukaryota; Fungi; Ascomycota; Dothideomycetes; Pleosporales; Didymellaceae. Gene Ontology annotation, molecular function: peroxidase activity. The record is from RefSeq and is a predicted model, not a curated record. The transcript has a single exon.
AUGCAGACUCUUUCACUUCUCCUACUCUCGGCGUCCGCCGUCUCAGCGUACCCAUGGGUUGCCAACCAGCCUGGCGUUGACUCAUCUCUGCUCCCCCGUAACCGCAAUGUGAAGAGGCAAGACAACUGCCCCUUCAACUCAAACCACCAGCCUGCGGCUCCAUAUAACAGCCAGUACCCCUACACCGGCGCACGAAAUGGUGCUCGCGGUACAGGUAAGGGAGGCAUCAAGGUCCCCGCUGACGGAGACACCGCACACGCCUUCCAGGCUCCUGGGCCAAACGACAUCCGUGGUCCUUGUCCCGGUCUCAAUGCGGCUGCCAAUCACAACUUCCUUGCUCGUGAUGGUAUCACAACCUUCACUGAGCUCGUCGAUGCUCAACAGAACUUGUAUAAUGUUGACUGGGACCUUGCUACGCUCUUGGCAACCCUCGGUGUCGUUGCCGAUGGUGACAUUCUCACCGGCAAGCUCAGCAUUGGCUGUGACGCCACAUCCCGCACUGCCACCCUUGGAGGUGUUCUUGGCCGCCAGCCCGGACUGAACGGACACAACAAGUUCGAGGGCGACUCAUCGCUGACCCGAAACGACUACUUCACCCACAACGGCGACAACUACUCUUUCAACGGCACGUUGUUCAAGAGGAUGAAGGAUGUCGCCGACCGUGUUUCAGGUGGGAACUUCGAUCGCAAUACCCUCGCGGCAUACCGCAGCCAGCGCUACGACGAGUCCGUGCAGGAGAAUCCCAACUUCUUCUUUGGUCCCCUGGCUCUUCUGCUUUACGGCGCCUCUUCCUUCCUAUACGAGCUGUUCGCCAGCUACGGUCCAGAGGGCACUGCCGAUCUUAAGACUAUCUCCUCCUUCUUUGGCACCACCCAGGAUUCCAACGGCAACUGGCAGGCAGGCCCUGAGCGUAUUCCAGACAACUGGUUUAAUCGCCGCACGUCGUAUACUAACAACGAUGUUACCCUCGAAAUCUUAGCCCAGUACGUCCAGUAUCCCAAGCUGUUCGGCGGCAAUGUCGGCACCAACAACUUCGAUGCUCUGUCUUCUCCCUUCGGCGUCAUCCGCGACGGCAAGCUUCCCGACGCUGCUACUGCCUCCGACCUUCUUUGCUUGUUGUACCAGCUUGGUACUCAGCCGGUGCCUUCCAGCUUGUCGGUUGUCACUACUUUGCCUCUCUCGCUUCUCAACUGGUCUGUUGGCAAGCUCAAUCCGGUCUUCAAGAACGCUGGAUGUGCGCUCCGUCCGGAUCAGACUGCUCCCCUUGCAUAA